AUGAAUAACCCGACGUGGCGAUUUCAGUUGCCGUCGUCCUUGGAAUUAGAGUGCGAGGACGGGGCCUCCCCUGCUCCUCUGCCCCUCCAGGUUAAUAACAAGAGAAUACCUGGUAACAACUGUGGCACCUCGACCAACCCAGACCUUAGAUCCCGAUAUGGGGCGAGGUCUCUAAACCAACUUGGUAAGAAGGAAAUGCCCGGACAAACUCCCUGGAUCCGACCGACGACGUUCUGCUGUCGGACGCCAAGGUGGGUUUCAAGAAAAUUAGAUGCAAACAAAGGCAUCUCGUACCCGCCGGACCUCCCACCCGGAUCGGAGGGAAAACCUCCCGACCAGAAUGAUGUAGUGGCAAGUCCCAGGUACCCCCGUUGCUCGGGCCGGCGGCGUUCUGCAGACCGACGCCGAUGGGGUGUUUUUUGA
Linum trigynum is the source of this 423-nucleotide messenger RNA. NCBI's taxonomy places the organism in Eukaryota, Viridiplantae, Streptophyta, Magnoliopsida, Malpighiales, Linaceae. The record is from the annotation of a GenBank genome assembly.